Messenger RNA from Alosa sapidissima (American shad), 913 nucleotides. It is a transcript of the gene uts2b, whose product is annotated as urotensin 2, beta. The coding region runs from base 60 to 449 and encodes 129 amino acids. The transcript is spliced from 4 exons. Gene Ontology annotation, biological process: blood vessel diameter maintenance; regulation of blood pressure. Gene Ontology annotation, cellular component: extracellular region. NCBI's taxonomy places the organism in Eukaryota, Metazoa, Chordata, Actinopteri, Clupeiformes, Clupeidae. The record is from RefSeq and is a predicted model, not a curated record. Gene Ontology annotation, molecular function: hormone activity.
GCGUCUAGACCUUGAGCUAAGAGACUGUGGAGAGGAAGGAAGACACAAAGAAGGAAGCCAUGCUGUGGAGAGCACUCGUCUACUGCCUCUUGAUCCUGGCCACCGCGGGGUCUCUGUGGGCACAUCCCACACACCUGGUAGAGAUGUCCUACUCCGGACCAGAGUCAGCAGCAGAAGAGGAUCGGUUAGUUGGCAGAGACAAACUGGACCUUACUGACGGUGCAUAUCUUUCCCUAGACGCUCCUGGCUAUGGUUAUUCCUCACUGUUCACUGGGGAGAUCAACAGAGAAGACUCCCUUCAGACAGCAGGGUUCGCCCCAGGCCAGGCUGUUAAAGAGGUCUUGCUGGAGAGGCCUGUGUUGAAUCCACUGAGUCGUUUCCUGGGCAGCAGAAGACAGUAUAGGAAACGGGGCAGCAACACAGAGUGUUUCUGGAAGUACUGCGUCUGACCGGGCAGCCGUGGAGGGAAGGAAAGCCACACAACUCCCAAACAUAGAUUUGACAAAUACAAACAGACAGCCAGAUAGAUAGAUAGAUAGAUAUAUAGAUAUAUAGAUAGAUAGAUAGAAUCGAGAUUAGUCAGAUAGCAUCGAGAUUAGUCAGACUUAGAUAGGUGGAUAGGCAGAUAAAUAAAGCUGUGCAUUUUUAUGCCAACUCACUUACACCAGAGACGUCAUAUAUACACAUCUUUUACAUACUGUGUGGUGCAGAUCUUUGUCCCCACAGUUAUCUGCAAUGCUGAGAUGUCUGCUAUCUUCCAACACUCAUUUAAUUCCUGUUCUCAGCUGUCAUUGUAAUAGCACAUAACACUGUGAAUCUAGAGCAAUCUGGUAAAAUACUCAAUCAGUGGAUUAUCGAAAUCAAUAGAAACUGAUUGCAAUGCCUUUAUUUUAUAUAAACUAUUAUUUACAAU